Messenger RNA from Cetraspora pellucida, 1386 nucleotides. Lineage: Eukaryota; Fungi; Glomeromycota; Glomeromycetes; Diversisporales; Gigasporaceae. The record is from the annotation of a GenBank genome assembly.
AUGUAUUCAUACUUAGCUGCUGCAAUUAUUGCAAUUCUUAGUUACGCUUUCUACAAAUGUUACAUUUAUCCUUUAUAUUUGUCUCCUUUACGUAAAAUUCCCGGUCCCCCCGUUGACAAUGUUAUCCUUGGACAUUAUGCUUCAUUUUUAAAUAAAGAUCAAGGUGAAGCUCUUGCCUACUUAUCACAAAAAUAUGGUGGGAUGGUUAAGUAUCAUGGUUUAUGGAAUGAACCAAACAUAGUAAUUUCCGACCCACAACUUGUCCAACAAGUAAUGGUGACUCGUUCAUAUGAAUAUCCAAAGCUCUUCUUAAACAAAAAAUUUGCUAAAGAAUUUUUUGGUGGUGAAGGUAUCUUACUUGCUGAAGGAGAUUCUCAUAAACGACAAAGAAAAAUGAUGAAUCCUUCAUUUGCUUUUGCAAAUGUUAAGAAAGAGGAAAGAAUUACAAUUACAGCACUAAUUCCAAAGAUAACUUUAGAUGUUAUUGGUCUUGUUGGGUUUAAUUACGAAUUCAAUUCUACUUCUUCAGGAUCUGAAUUGGCUUAUGCAUACAAAACAAUAAUUGGUCGUGAUCCUUCACCUCUAUACAUGGCUAUUGUUAAUCACUUUCCAGUUAUAAGACAAUUACCAACUGAUUAUAAUAGACAAUAUUAUGACUCUAUUAAAAUUAUCAGUAAUAUUUCAGAAAGACUGGUUGCUGACCAAAAAAAUAGCCUUGUUCAAGAAACUAAUUUAUUGUCUUUGUUAAUAAAAGCAAAUAAUAACUUGCCUGUUGAUGAACAAUUAACACAUCAAGAAUUAAUUAGUCAGGUUAUGACAUUGCUCAUAGCUGGUCAUGAGACCACUAGUGGUACACUUUCUUUUGCUCUAUACUUUCUCGCAAAAAAUCCCGAUGUUCAGGAUAGUCUUCGUAAAGAAGUGCUUGAUGUAUUAACCGAUCGUAAUCAUUAUCCAACUCUUGAUGAGAUUGAACGUUUAAAGUAUUUAGAAUGUGUCUUUAAGGAAACUUUGAGAAUCAUUCCACCUGAUGAAAUAAUGAAUGGUUACUUUAUUCCAAAGAAAACUCCAUUAUGGAUUCCUAUCUACGCAAUUCAUCAUGAUCCUUUAGUUUGGGGUGAAGAUGCAGAAUAUUUUAACCCAUCUCGAUGGCUUAAUCCGGAAAUAAAAUCAAAAGUAACAAAUAAUACUUUCUUACCUUUUGGUGCUGGUCCAAAAAAUUGUUUAGGAAUGAAAAUGGCACAUUUAGAAUUUAAAUCUAUUUUAGCAGUACUUAUUAGAAAUUUUGAAUUUAAAUUAGUUGAAGGUUUUACUUUUAAAAAGAAACUUACUGGAUUAUCUAAACCUAUUCCUGGUCUUGAUUUAUGGGUCUCAAAAUUGGAUUAUUAA